This is a messenger RNA of Miniopterus natalensis, 918 nucleotides long. RefSeq names its product cardiotrophin-2-like. Lineage: Eukaryota; Metazoa; Chordata; Mammalia; Chiroptera; Miniopteridae. Gene Ontology annotation, biological process: positive regulation of tyrosine phosphorylation of STAT protein; cell surface receptor signaling pathway. The record is from RefSeq and is a predicted model, not a curated record. Gene Ontology annotation, molecular function: cytokine activity. Gene Ontology annotation, cellular component: extracellular region.
CUUCUGCCAGCCCCCCUCUGCCUGCUGGCGUUGUUGCUACCAUCCCUUGGUCUGGGGGCCCCCAUCUCGCCAGCUGAGUCCAUCAGCCAAGCCUAUAGCCUUGCCCUCUACAUGCAGAAGAAUACGUCAGUGCUCCUGCAGGCUUAUCUCCAGUACCAGGGCAGCCCUUCUAGUGACCCUGGCUUCUCGCCCGAGCUCCAGCUCAGCAGCCUGCCGCCUGCCGCUGUCUCCUUCAAAACCUGGCAUGCCUUGGAUGAUGGGGAGCGGCUGGGCCAGGCCCAGGGGGCCUUCCUGGCCUUGACUCAGCACCUCCAGCUCGUGGGGGACGACCAGAGCUACCUGAACCCUGGCAGUCCUGUCCUGCUGGCUCAGCUCAGGGCUGCAAGACUCAGGGCCCAAGGCCUGCUGGGCAACGUGGCUGCCAUCAUGACUGCCCUGGGCCUGCCCAUCCCCCCGGAGGAGGACACUCUCAGGCUUGUCACCUCUGGGGCCUCAGCCUUCGAGAGGAAAUGUCGAGGCUAUGUAGUGACCCGGGAAUAUGGCCAGUGGACAGACCGAGCUGUGAGGGACUUGGCUCUGCUCAAGGCCAAACACCCUGGGCAGAGGAGGCAGGACUUCCUUCAGAGGCUGCACCACUUCUGUCACAGCGGACUCUUUCUGCCUUGCUUCUUGGCUGGACAGGAGGCACAUCUUGUCCGGCAGACAGGGAUUGUGUGCCCUGUACUGGGACUGUUUCCUGGGAACCAGGUCUCAAGUCCCGUUGCCUGGGCCUUCCUGCCUGGGGCCUGAGCCUCCCUUCCAGCUCUGGGUGGGACUCCAAGGAGAUCGUCUCAUGAGUCACCAGUCCAGUGGUCCUGGCUGCCCACCUCCUGGCUGCCGAGAAAUACCUCUUUGAAGAGGCCUCAGUUCCCACUCUAC